GGGUAUUCCGCUACCUUAGGACCGAACUCGCUUCAACAAGGCGGUUCAAGCCAUCCGAUCACAGAUUGGCGGUGAGAAUCUAGUGCUUAAUACCGAACCUUUGGAUGAUGGUUGGUGAGCCUUCGACCGUCCAGCCAUUCUUUUAUCCAACUAAACUAACAUGGUCAAGGUAUAUGGAGCAUCCCAACACCCAUGAUGCAUUUCAUUUGAUCGAACAAGAGGAGCUUGUCUCAUCCGCCACUGUAUUCCCAGGCUCGACCGAAGCGGUCGUCCAAGUUGUGAAAUGGGCCAAUGAGUACGAGGUUCCCAUUUACCCAAUCUCGAUGGGACGAAAUUUGGGCGAUGGCGGAGCAGCAGCUCGAGUCAGAGGCUCGACAUGCCUCGUCGAACCAGGUGUCUUCUACUACGCGCUGUAUGAAAAGAUCCAGAAAAGGGGACACACCCACCUCUGGAUUGAUGUGCCUGAUCUUGGUGGUGGCUCAGUCCUGGGAAAUGCCGUGGACAGAGGCGUUGGCUAUACGCCCUACGGAGACCACUUUGGUGCACAUUCGGGAAUGGAAGUGGUACUUCCGACUGGAGAAGUCAUCCGCACCGGGAUGGGCGCCCUCCCAGGAAAUAACACCUGGCAAAUCUUCCCGUACGGUUUUGGACCAUAUGCUGAUGGGAUAUUCACUCAAUCAAACUAUGGCAUCGUUACCAAACUUGGCAUGACUUUGAUGCCCAAUCCAGGCGGCUCCGAAGGGUUUAUGUGCACUUUCAAGGAAGAGGAAGAUCUGGCUCAGAUUAUUGAAGUCAUACGGCCCUUGAGAGUACGCAAUGUCCUCGAGAAUGUGGCGCAGUUGAAACAUGUCGUCCAAGAGGUCGCUCUCCUCGGCAAACCUCGGUCUGCGUGGUAUCAGGGUAAGGAUCAAAUCCCCAUCAAGGUCUUGCGUGAAAUUGCAUCGACGUUGCCAUGUGGAGAUUGCUCCUGGGUGUUUUAUGGAUCAACGUACGGGCCGAAAGAAGCCAGACAAAUUAAGUUGAAGGCCAUCAGGGAGGCCUUUGAGACGGUUCCGGGUGCCAGAUGGAUCCCGCGAGAGUCCUUGCCAAAGGACCACUACUUCUUCUCGCGCGAGAAGAUCUCAAGUGGAGUGCCAGAAUUUGAAGAAUUGAGGUGGCUCAAUUGGCAUCCCAAUGGAUCGCACGUUUUCUUCGGCCCAGUGUCCGCGCCUCGGGGUGAAGACGCCAUGAAACUGUUCAAGUGGCACGAUGAAUGUGAUCUUGAUUCUUUCCCGGCAUGUUGCGUAGGGUUGCGUGAGAUGUAUCUCAUUGUCAACAUGGUCUACAACAGGGGCGACCCGGUCUCUAAGGCCAACGCAUACAGAUGUAUGCGCGGGAUGAUCAAAGAUGCCGCUGCUGAAGGCUUUGGAGAGUAUCGCACUCAUCUCCUACUUCAAGACCAGGUUGCCGCAACGUACAACUGGAACAACAGCUCCUUGUUGCGAUUCCAGGAAUUGCUCAAGGAUACGCUGGAUCCCAAUGGCAUUUUGGCACCAGGGAGGUCAGGUAUUUGGCCCAAAAAGUACCGUGGUAAAGGGUGGGAGCUCGGGGCUGGCGACUUGGAGUCGCCUUCCGAGGGAGACGAGGUAUCGCACAAGACCCUUCUCAUUAAGGAGGGUUCCAGGCUCUGAGUACCGUACUCUGCCAGAAAAGCUAGCUAGCUUGCUCGGGCGUUACAAUAACACACUUGUCGCAAGAUAGGCAGAAUUCCUCCGCCUCCACAAACUUAGAAC
Molecule: messenger RNA, 1772 nt
Organism: Exophiala viscosa
Lineage: Eukaryota; Fungi; Ascomycota; Eurotiomycetes; Chaetothyriales; Herpotrichiellaceae
Product: vanillyl-alcohol oxidase
Exons: 10
Coding region: 105-1670 (521 amino acids)
Biological process (GO): lactate catabolic process
Cellular component (GO): mitochondrion
Molecular function (GO): D-lactate dehydrogenase (cytochrome) activity; flavin adenine dinucleotide binding; D-lactate dehydrogenase (NAD+) activity
Source: RefSeq, a predicted model, not a curated record